Fraxinus pennsylvanica is the source of this 2442-nucleotide messenger RNA. The record is from the annotation of a GenBank genome assembly. Lineage: Eukaryota; Viridiplantae; Streptophyta; Magnoliopsida; Lamiales; Oleaceae.
AUGGUCUCCAACUCGAGCAAUUCUGCUUCAAAAUCCAAAAAAUUUCAUGGAGAACAGGGGACUGAUGCUGUGGGAAACUUGACUUGUAAAUUAACUCAGCAGAAAAAGCAGAUUCAAUCUGACAGAGUUGUUUCAAUUAAAGCAAAAGUUGAGAAAAACAGAAAGAAUCUUGAAGCUUGUGUUUCUGAGCUUGAUAAAUUGGCUGCAUCAAGGAAUGAUGUUACCAUUGCAAAGAGCAAUGAUUUGGGCAAUUCCCUUUCUUUCCGAAUGGGCAAUCCUCUUUCCAAAGUUAGUGGGGUUUUUCACGGAUAUGGAGAUAGAGAUUAUGUGAACACUGAAGAAAUUGUGGUUUCUGCAACUGCCAAGCUUCCAUCUAUUCAGAAAAUACCUCGUUAUACUACUUGGAUUUUCUUAGACAGAAAUCGGAGAAUGGCUAAUGACCAAUCAGUAGUUGGGAGGAGACGGAUUUACUAUGAUCGACAUGGUGGUGAGGCACUUCUCUGCAGUGACAGUGAUGAAGAUCUUAUUGAAAUGGAGGGUGAGAAGCAUGAAUAUUCUGAGGGAGAAGACCGUAUUCUAAGGAUAGCUCUUCAGGAGUAUGGGCUACGUGAUGAGGUACUCAACACCUUGACCCAGUUUGUUGGUGGAACCUCUGAAGAGAUCCAGGAGCGCUGCAACAAUCUAAAGGAAAUAGAUCAAAUGGCAGAAAAACAGAAGUCUGUAGAUAUUGAGUUCCUGGACAAAAGCCUGACUGCUGCUCUACAUUCAUUUGAUUUUUAUUUUUGUCGUCGUUGUUUGGAAUUUAAGUGUGGCUUGCAUCCGUGCCCACAAAUUCUUAUUUAUUCUAGGGAAAAGCAAUCCUACACAUCUGAUUCUCAAGAGGGUGGGAAACCUUGUAGUGAUCGGUGUUACCUUCAGUUGAACGUUUUAAGAGACUUGCCCGUGAGUUCAUCCGUAGAUCCCUUGCAAAUACACCAUCAAGAAUUCCUAGGAGAGUGGAGAACGUCACAGCCUACAAAUACAUUGGCUAAAAUCUCAAAGAUUGUUUCUGAUGACUUGCUAAGUUCUUCCAGUAAGAAACUGAAGUUGGCAGCACCUAAUUCUAUGGACCUUAACCCAAACCCAGUUGGCCAGGAUGUGGAAAUGGUUGAAUCCAAUGAAGAUGAACGCCAGGUGGCGACCACUGAUGUAGUGCAUAUUUUACAUAAACAAAAUCCAGAUGAACUUCGUCGUCCUUUACCUAUAAGUGGAAAUAAGGUCAAGGACUAUACCAGUGAUAAAGGGAAAGACAUUGCAGAAUUACCUUUGAAGGAAUGUUCAACUAAAGGUUCACACAGACAUGAUGAGUGGAGACCUCUAGAGAAAGACUUGUACUUAAAGGGGAUAGAGAUUUUUGGAAAAAACAGUUGCCUUAUAGCAAGGAACUUGCUACCUGGUUUGAAGACUUGUGUAGAAGUAUCCAAUUAUAUGCGGAGUGAUGGAGCAAUAAUUUCUCGUGGAUCUUCUUCUGCGCUGAACCCACUAUUAGAAGAUGUUGGAAAAACUAACAUGGAUACGGAGUCGGAGAUGCCAGUGAGGUCACGAGUUUAUCGUAAAAGGGGAAGAACGCGGAAGCUUAAGCCUUCUUGGAAGUCUGCUGGCCACCCAUCACUCUGGAGAAGAAUUGCAGAUGGGAAAUACCAGCCAUAUAAGCAAUAUACUCCAUGUGGAUGCCAGUCUAUGUGUGGAAAGGAGUGCCCUUGUCAACAAAAUGGAACUUGCUGUGAAAAAUAUUGCGGGUGCUCAAAAAGCUGCAAAAAUCGUUUCAGAGGAUGUCAUUGUGCUAAGAGUCAAUGCAGAAGCCGACAAUGUCCUUGUUAUGCCGCUGGACGUGAAUGCGACCCAGAUGUUUGCAGAAAUUGCUGGGUUAGCUGUGGUGAUGGUUCACUAGGUGAACCACCAAGGCGAGGAGAAGGUCAAUGUGGCAAUAUGAGGCUCCUUCUCAGGCAGCAGCAAAGGAUCCUCUUGGCUAAGUCUGACGUUGCUGGUUGGGGAGCCUUUUUAAAGAAUUCUGUCAGUAAAAAUGAUUACUUGGGAGAGUAUACUGGUGAAUUAAUCUCUCAUCGGGAAGCAGAUAAGCGAGGAAAAAUCUAUGAUCGUGCAAAUUCGUCAUUCCUUUUCGACUUGAAUGAUCAGUAUGUCCUUGAUGCCGGCCGCCAUGGCGACAAACUAAAAUUUGCAAAUCACUCGUCCACUCCAAACUGUUACGCGAAGGUAAUAUCAGUGGCCGGUGAUCAUCGUGUUGGCAUUUUUGCCAAUGAGCAUAUUGAAGCUGGCAAAGAACUCUUCUACGAUUAUCGUUAUGGUCCAGAUGAAGCACCUGCAUGGGCACGGAAACCUGAGGGUUCAAAGAGAGAUGGUUCACCAAUUCCUCAAGGCCGAGCCAAGAAGCACCAAUCUUGA